Messenger RNA from Capsicum annuum, 1147 nucleotides. RefSeq names its product methyl jasmonate esterase 1. Lineage: Eukaryota; Viridiplantae; Streptophyta; Magnoliopsida; Solanales; Solanaceae. The transcript is spliced from 3 exons. Gene Ontology annotation, molecular function: methyl salicylate esterase activity; methyl jasmonate esterase activity; methyl indole-3-acetate esterase activity. The record is from RefSeq and is a predicted model, not a curated record. The coding region runs from base 23 to 931 and encodes 302 amino acids. Gene Ontology annotation, biological process: salicylic acid metabolic process; jasmonic acid metabolic process.
CGAACUAUAAAGCAACCUUGUAAUGGUUCAUAUUAUGUGCACAUUCUUCAAAAGAGGGAAAAAAAAAGAUAUGGAGAAAAGCCAGUUUCUAACAAGUCUAGUUGUUCUAAUACUUCUGUUGUCAUAUGCAAAUGCUACCUUUUCAGGGCCUAAAGCUAAGAAACACUUCGUGCUAGUUCAUGCGGCAUGUCAUGGAGCCUGGUCUUGGUACAAGAUUAUAGCAUUGAUGAGAUCUUCAGGGCAUAAUGUCACAGCCAUUGACUUGGGUGCUUCAGGUAUCAACCCCAAGCAGGUGCUCGAUGUCCCACGUUUAUCUGAUUACUUCAUGCCGCUAACGAAGUUCCUAGCUUCUCUUCCUGCGCAUGAAAAAGUGGUUCUUGUAGGCCAUAGCUUUGGUGGAUAUGCCAUAUCUAAAGCCAUGGAAAGCUUUCCAGAAAAGAUUGCAGUUUCUGUAUUUCUCACUGCUCUAAUGCCUGGUCCAAAUAUCAAUGCAAGCACCGUCCAAGCUAAGACAUUGGAAUUCACUGGAGUAGCAAGUGCAUCUGAUAAUCGUGUUGCUUUCGAUAAUGGACCUACCAAACCUCCAACAACCUUCAUUUAUGGUCCGAAGUACUUGGCAACUAAAUUUUACCAGCUGAGCCCAAUUCAAGAUUUGGAGCUGGCCAAUACAUUGGUAAGGCCACUAUAUUUUUACAGUGUGGAAGAUUUUUCUGAGAUAAUUCUUUCAAGCAAAAGGUAUGGAUCAGUCAGGCGAGUAUUCAUUGUUGCUGCUAAAGAUAAUCUUCUGAAGAAGAAGUUUCAGAAGUGGAUGAUUGAAAAGAAUCCACCAGAUGAAGUGGAAGAGAUCCAGGGCUCUGACCACAUGACCAUGAUGUCUAUGCCCCAACAACUUUAUACUACUCUUCAGAGCAUUGCCAACAAGUAUAGCUAAGAGCUGUUAAUUUAAAAGAAUAAGAGAGGCAGGUGUAAGGCUGAGAAUAAAACUUGAGUCGAUUCACAUAUCUGAUGAAUUGAUAUGGCUAUCCCAGUUCUUCCAUAGAAGAACUGGUUAAUUUAAUAUUUCAGCCACUUUAUUUCGUUGUUAUGUCCUUCAUUGUACUUACAGUGUUUGGAGUUGAUAUUAAUAAACGACUUCUAUUUCCUGUCA